This is a messenger RNA of Diprion similis, 1224 nucleotides long. RefSeq lists its product as uncharacterized. The record is from RefSeq and is a predicted model, not a curated record. The coding region runs from base 146 to 850 and encodes 234 amino acids. The transcript has 5 exons. NCBI's taxonomy places the organism in Eukaryota, Metazoa, Arthropoda, Insecta, Hymenoptera, Diprionidae.
AAAACUUCAAACCCAUAGACAACUGCCGACAACUGACACAAACUGUAAACGUUGGAACGAGUGCACAUAACAAAGAAUAUUUGGACUCUAACGUAGAUUCGUAGUUGAAAAAUAACUGCGGCACGUAGUCCCGUACCUAAAGAGAAUGGCAGGUAUAUUCGACUUGUUUGGAAAGAUCGAUGAUCCGAUUCAGCGUGCUCCAAUCAUGCCAGAGCAUGGGAGAGCAUCAAAGCAACGUAUUCAUCAGGAAGGUCCGGGUGCAACCCCAGCAAAAUUCUUCGGGCCCAACAACGGAUGUAAACCCAAAGGAUUAUCGAUACGCUCCAACUCUGACCUUAAUAUUAAUGCUGCAAUUCCAAAGCCCUCAAUGAGCUUGAAAAAUAAAAAACAAACUGAAACCUUGAAACCAUCGGUAACUCAGAUGGACUUGGAUGGGAAACCUAUAUCCCCGCGAUCCAAAAACCAGCAAUUCCUGAAGGUCAAGGAUCUGAAGCCUUUGUCAACGAAGACCUCCCCAAAAUCCAAAUUUCUUGAAGUCAACUCUGGUGGCAAACUACAUCAGAACGAUGUGUUUAAAAAACCAUUGACACCUACUGUUAUUAAAAAUACGAGAUCAUCUACAUACCCAGAACCAGAAAAACUGGCUUUCUAUUAUGACGAAGAUGAGAACUACAUGAACACCGAUGAACCACCUACUGCUCCUGAUUUUGAAGAAUUAAUAGCUACCUUUACUCGGUCAAUUCAGACUUACGACGAUGAGGGUUUCGAAUCUGGUAAGACAGUUUUCCACUUCAAAGUUCAAAUUCAUUUGUUAGCCACAUCAUUUGAUUUUUUUUUUCUCAGAUCCUGAAAUGUUGUCCUUCCCUGCAUUACCUGAGCUCAAGCUACACGCAUGUUUAAAAUCUGAACAGAAACUUGAUGAAGAUUCGCUCAGUCUUCCGGAUAUUUCAGACAACGAAUUUUAAUGAAAACUGAGAAUAUUUCAAUACCUGGACAUCAUCGACGAGCGACUGUUCACAAUGACAAUCAAAGGCAACGAAAUACUUGUAUUUGCUGCAAAUCAGAUUUCUCAUUACUUUAUCUUGGUAAAAAUAAAAUUAAGAAUCAAAUAUGAUCGUACCAGAGUCUGAUCGAUUAUUCGUUAACUAUUGCUUUGAUUCUCAGUUUUUUCAUGCCAAAGACGUUUUUUAACCACUACUAGAUUCCCAGCUCUUGCAUUUCUAG